ACCCCAGUGGUCCUGCAACAGUAUCUAUUCAAGCACUUUUCCCCUUCACUGCUCACGUCAACCCGGAAACAAAAAUGGCCGCCAAGAGAAGAUGAUCGAGUGUUUACGCUGUCUCAUUUUUAAGAUUUGUCUGAAAGAUUUAAAGGUAUAAUAGUAACCAUGGCAACUGGAAGGCUUUCACAAAACACCCGCUCCAAUGGGUUGUUGAUCCUGGUCUUAUCAACUGUGAUCACCAUGAGCUCAGCACUGGAAUAUGCUUCGAAUCUCACAGUUUCUUCCAAGACGGCCAACACCGCGACUCUUACCUGGACAUCAGCAGCCAGUGGUGGUAAUGCCUCAAGCUACAUCGUCUCUGUUGUCUUAGACACCAGCGUUCUCGAGAAUGUGACCAUCUCGACCAUAGCUACUAACACGCACACAAUCACCGGGCUGACCUACUCGACCUUCUACACCGUGCUGGUGUACACCUACGAUUCGACCGGGCAGAGCACUGGGGAAGCAACCUCUGUUUCCUUCUGGACUAAAUACACCUCAUGGAACACGAAGUUCAUCGGAGCGUUGGGUGUGAUUGGCUUCAUCAUUGUCACUUUAUUGACGAUGAUAAUCUUGAAGAGUAAGUGCCUCCCUCCCGAUCCGAAGCCUAUGGUUAUGGAUGAUGAGAAGCUUGUGGUGGAUGGGGAAGGUGUUAAUGAUGAACUACCCAGCGAGGAGGGUAACAAAGAGGACAAGGAGCAGCCGAAAAGUCCGAUCAAAGACAGAGAUAUAGCAAUAUUCUAAAAUGAAAAUCAAUUAUCCAUGUGUAAAGUUUGUGGACUCCUUUUUUUUUGCAGUGAACUGAUAAAGUUUUAAGUUCGGGUGAUAGUUGUUUUAAACUUUAUUUAGGUCCUUUUAGCAUCCAUGGCUUCGGCUCCAGAGUCGGCUCAGGCUAGGUUAGCCCCGCGGUUGUUUUGACAAUUUAUUGUGCGUCCUUUGCGUACGUGCUCAGGACAUCAGACGAGAAGACGGAGCCCGAAGCCGAAUCCAAAGCCGAAACCGUGGUUUCGAAAAGGGCCUUACAGAGAAUGUCUCCAAAUUGAUUGUAUAUAAAGUCCA
Molecule: messenger RNA, 1092 nt
Organism: Asterias rubens (European starfish)
Lineage: Eukaryota; Metazoa; Echinodermata; Asteroidea; Forcipulatida; Asteriidae
Exons: 2
Coding region: 160-777 (205 amino acids)
Molecular function (GO): protein binding
Source: RefSeq, a predicted model, not a curated record